Lactuca saligna is the source of this 450-nucleotide messenger RNA. Lineage: Eukaryota; Viridiplantae; Streptophyta; Magnoliopsida; Asterales; Asteraceae. The record is from the annotation of a GenBank genome assembly.
AUGGAGUUGAAAGUUGUGUUGGACAGAAAGUUGGCAAUUAAGAUUGAUAUCACACGUUACAAUGUCGAUAAUAAAAGUAAUCUUUAUGGGAUAUCAAGAUUAACCGAGAAUGCAGACAUAAUUGAUGAAUUGGAAAAAAAUAAUCUUACUCCACAGCCUGCUAAUUCUGAUUCAUUCUUGAUUGGUUAUUCAGAUGUUGGUUCUCAUGACACCAAAGUUCUCAAGGAUUCUUUUUCACAGACCGGUGAAAAUUUAACUCCAUGUGCUAGGGACAAGUCAACUGCAACAAGUCCUAUAAAAUUCAUUUCUACACCAAUUGAGUUGAAAAGAAACCUUGCUACAUGCAUAGAUAUUGAUGAAAUGGAGAAUUUGUCUACUUCUAAAAAUCCUAGACUGUCACCACCAGAUGAACAACCAACUCCUCUUUUGGUACCCAAGAAAGAAAAGUAA